UACCAUCGCAAGUCGAAAUCAGGUUGCACCAACUGCAGGCAACGAAGAAUCAAGGCUCAAGUAGUGUGACGAAGCACAAGGCGGCUGCAUGAAUUGUCAGAAGCGCAACUACAUAUGUAGUCUCCGUACCUUCGACGCAGCAGUAUGCCCAACUACAAAGCAUGUUCAAAACCUGCAUCAGCAGCCCAACGCUCUUCUACUAUCACCAACAGAACCUCACUUUACGAAUGUGCUUCUACAACAAGAUAUUUUGAGUCGGCUACCCAAGUCGAUCCGCCCUUAUGCUGCUACGCUUCUUCAUCACUUUUCGAGCAAUACUGUCACAACAAUGGGUUUCGGUACAACACCUCAGCAAGCAUGGUGUACAGCAAUACCAGACAUGGCACUAAAGCAUGACUUCGUGAUUCACGGGGUUCUGGCUAUUGCAGCUCUGCAUCUAUCAACGACCUUAGAUUCUGCGGAUGCAAGAGAAGGAUAUCAGAACAUGGCAGCGCUGGAGCUAAAUGCAGGUCUGAUGCGAUAUAUGAAUGAAGUCCGAAAAGUUACCAGCGACAACGUUGAAGCUCUAUUUGCUUUUUCCACUGCGAUAUCAUUGUUCAAUACUUUCCAGGCCAGGAAUGAGUGUCGCAGCCUUGUCGGGUCGAAGCACGCGGAUCCUUACACUCCUUUAUCGGCGCACAUGACGGUCUCCGAAGCAGUACAAAUCGUAUGCCGCGCUCUACGGACUUUACGAGGAGCUCAACUGAUCUUAGUGCCUGGCUGGAGCAAACUCCAAGAUGGUCCCCUGCGUUCCGUGGUGCGGCGCGAGUCGUGGUCUGCUGCCAUCCCAGUCACAAACGCACAUCUCGACGAGGAAAAACGUUUGAGGAUCUUAGAGUCAAUGUGGUCAAACACCCAUCGAUCCUACGAAGAUCACUUCGAUACACUUCGGCAGACCUGGCAGAGUCUAUGCGGAUCCUUUGCGAUAGUCUGGAGCUUAUUAGAUACCGCUCCUUCGAGCCACUCAUCCUCUGGGCCGUCCUUCGAUUGGACAUCGAUAUUUCAUUUCUCAGUCCAAUGCUCUCUUGCAUUCGCAAGUCUACUUGAGCAGCAGUGCAUCGAAGCUUGGGUACUUGUGGCUCACUAUGGAAUCUUGCACGCAGAAGUGGAAGGGUUGUGGUGGCUUGAUGGAUCGGCUGCCAACUUGGUAGCAACAGCAGCUUUGGUAAUUGGAACUAACAACUGGAAAUGGAUCGCCUGGCCAGCCGCCAGAGUUGGCACCGAUCUGGAGAGCUUACGAUCUAUGGCUCUUGUCCGUCCCAAGGUCUGUUCAUGAGAUCUGUCGGCUAUAAGAGCGAACGACUCAUUCAUAAAACAAAGUCUGCGUCGGGAACGCCGCAACCUUGGAGAAGCCAAAAUCUCGUGCGCAUCAUAGCCUCCAAGUAGCGAUAACAACCACGGAACGCACUCAGCGUCGCAAGCAAGACUGUUCGUAGCGACUGACAUCCCAUUUGGACCAUAACCGUGCCUUCCGGUAACGCCAAGAGUCAUAAA
This is a messenger RNA of Macroventuria anomochaeta, 1533 nucleotides long. RefSeq lists its product as uncharacterized. The transcript has 2 exons. Bases 89 to 1315 code for a protein of 408 amino acids. NCBI's taxonomy places the organism in Eukaryota, Fungi, Ascomycota, Dothideomycetes, Pleosporales, Didymellaceae. Gene Ontology annotation, biological process: regulation of transcription by RNA polymerase II. The record is from RefSeq and is a predicted model, not a curated record. Gene Ontology annotation, molecular function: DNA-binding transcription activator activity, RNA polymerase II-specific.